AAUAUUUGGUGUUCAAGCCAAGUCCUGAAGAGAAAAAUGACCUGCCUAUUAUCAUUUUUGAGGAACGCCCCCAGAUUCGCCAUGAAGGAUACGACAGACUUGCUGCUGAUGUUCUGGCAACUGAUCUUAACACUUAG
Racocetra fulgida is the source of this 137-nucleotide messenger RNA. NCBI's taxonomy places the organism in Eukaryota, Fungi, Glomeromycota, Glomeromycetes, Diversisporales, Gigasporaceae. The record is from the annotation of a GenBank genome assembly.